UUUUUUGUAUUUAUCCGAAAAAGCACGAAGUGCAUGUUUAGCGAAAUUAGCACGGCGGCAAAAGUUUUUUGUAUUAUUCGAAUAAGCACAAAGUGCAAAUAAGCACAAAGUGGAUGUUAAGCGAACUGAAAGUUGUCUCCGUUACUGUAGCGAGUGAGAAAACUGUUGCGGAAUUAAUUUAAAGGAAAAAGUCCUGCAAGUGAAAUAAAAGGAAAAAUGGACUCAGGCAGCGACAAACCGAAGGCUAAAAGAGGUAGAGGGCGGCCCAAGGGUACCACUGCCAAAAAGAUGAAAAAGGCAAACAAUAUCUCAUCUGCUUCCUCUGGAAAGCGUGGACGUGGAAGACCUAGGAAAGGUACAUCUGUCCAGUCAUCAGUCCUGGCAAACGAAAGUGAUUCUAACCUUGGAGCAUGUGCUAUGCGUAAGCGUCGUUCUGAAAAAUCUGAAGAGAAACCAGAACCAACCAGAAAAUUUUUUAAAGGCUCUGGAGCCUCGCCAAGCACAAACAACGAUGACAACAGUGGUAGGCCGCAUGGAAACUUGCCAUUGCAUAAGGCAGCGGUGGAGGCCAUGGAUGCAGAUAGCAAUAUUGAUGCUCAAGAUGAAGAUGGGAAGACUCUCUUACAUCACGCUGCAAAAUGUGGAGAUGUAGAGAGAGUCAAGGAGUUACUUGCCGCUGGCGCAAGUACCCGUCUCCGUGAGAGGAUAUUUGGCCAGACCCCACUCCACACAGCUCUGUGUUUCAUGCAGACAGAUGCAGCAGCAGUCCUACUGGAAGCAGACAGCAAAAUCGACAUGAAAGAUACGUUUGGAGGUUAUACUCCUCUGCAUUGGGCUGCACAGAAGAAUUAUGGAGAAUUUGCCAGGAAGCUGCUUGCUGCUGGAGCAAGUACGCGUGUCCGAGAUGAUGAAGGUCAGACGCCCCUCCACCAUGCUCUGUCUUUUAAUAAAGAGAAUGUAGCUGCAAUCCUCCUGGAUGCAGACAGCAAAAUAGACAUUCAAGAUAAAGGAGGGAGAACUCCCCUGCAUGAGGCUGUACUGUAUGGAAGUGCAGCAGUCCGGAAACUGCUUGCAGCAGGAGCAAAUACACGUCUGCGAGAUAAAGAUGAUGGCUUCACGCCCCUUCAUAUAGCUCUGUAUUUCAAUAGGAAGGAAGCAGCUGCAAUACUUCUGGAUGCAGACAGCAAAAUAGACUGUAGAGAUAAAGAGGGAAGGACUCCCCUGCAUUUAGCUGCAAAGGAAAGAAAUGCAGACGCUGUCAGGCAGUUACUCUUCAGUGACGUACGUGUACACAUAGAGGAUUAUGAUGGGAAAUAUCCUAUUAACUAUGGAAACACAGCUAUUUUGAAAACUAUUAUAUCAAUAUAUGCCUGUAGAGACAUUACGAUUAACUGGGAAGAUUUUAAUUUUAAUCCUGAGAAGACACAAUUAUGCAUUGAACUUCUAUCUGAAUGUUACGCAGAACUCCAGCUGAUGAAGGACACGAAAGUGCAAGAAACUACUGUGUCUUAUCAUGACCUGGUAAGAAUACAUGUGAGCAGGGCAGCUUUGUAUCUUAGGAACGAGAAUAUCCGAAAGGUUUUGCAUAGUGAUCGUGUGGCGCAGGACUUCCCAAACUAUGCUGAUAUGAUUGCCUUCAAACUUGAAAGAGCUGAAAAGAGGAGGAUCCUGGCUGAUCAAUGUCUGAAGUGCUUUGGCAUUUUAUGUGGGACAUUGCCACCUCUGCCAACAAUAAGUGUCGACAUUAUAAUGCUUUGUUUGAGUGAGAAAGACAUGCAAAAUUUCAUUGAUGCUUUUAAUUUAAAAUACUGAAAAUUGUUUCAAUUCCUCCCAAGUUUCCCAAAGCAAGAGGGCUUGAAAAACUGCAUUGUGGCCAAAAUUGGGAAAUAAGAGAAAAGUGCUGAAAGUGCUUGUUAGUUUUUCAAAAGAUCAGAAAUUUUUGUUGUGAAUUUUUUUGUUGUUUGUUUGUGUUUUAAAAUGUAUAAUUUAAUUCUGGUAGAAGGGCCAAUGUUCCUUCCAAUGCAUCCUAAAGCCUAUCUGUUAUACAUGUAGGAAAUGUAAAGUUUGAGUAAGGAUAUUUUGUGAGUCAUUAAAAAUAGGAAUGCAAAAAUAAGCAGUUUCGAACGUUGCAGCUGAUUAAAACUGAUCGGGGAAAAAAAAUUGUUGAAUACAUUCACAUGAUGUGCACAAGCAAGGCUUCUAAAACAGCCCAUGAAGCACUAUUUAUGAAUCUCAGUAUCAAAAUGUGAAGAGCAUGUCUCUUACAUUCUGUAAACAUUUAAGAAUUAGAUUCUAUUGUCUAGAACUGCCAAGCGGGCAUCUUGUUUUAAUUUUGCUCCUGCUACUAAUUAAUUUACUUGUUUCACAACUGUGGUUGUCUUGUUUUUCUCUAUGCGGGAUUAACGUUUGUUGUUCCAAUUGAAAAAUACAGUAUGUUAAUACUGAAAAACAUUGGAGAGAUCAGUAUAAUUAUUCUUGACACAGAAUAUAUUGAUUUCAAUUGUACAAUAGUUUUUGUACUUGAAUUAAUUAUUUUUUAUCGCAAUGUGCAAUAAAGACGU
Molecule: messenger RNA, 2561 nt
Organism: Uloborus diversus
Lineage: Eukaryota; Metazoa; Arthropoda; Arachnida; Araneae; Uloboridae
Product: serine/threonine-protein phosphatase 6 regulatory ankyrin repeat subunit B-like
Exons: 6
Coding region: 217-1812 (531 amino acids)
Cellular component (GO): nucleus; cytoplasm
Molecular function (GO): protein binding
Source: RefSeq, a predicted model, not a curated record